This is a messenger RNA of Anthonomus grandis grandis, 938 nucleotides long. It is a transcript of the gene RpLP0-like, whose product is annotated as mRNA turnover protein 4 homolog. Lineage: Eukaryota; Metazoa; Arthropoda; Insecta; Coleoptera; Curculionidae. Gene Ontology annotation, biological process: ribosomal large subunit assembly; rRNA processing; ribosomal large subunit biogenesis. Gene Ontology annotation, cellular component: nucleolus; preribosome, large subunit precursor. The transcript has 4 exons. The coding region runs from base 140 to 856 and encodes 238 amino acids. Gene Ontology annotation, molecular function: RNA binding. The record is from RefSeq and is a predicted model, not a curated record.
CUACACGUGGUAUACAAUACAAUAGAUUUUGCCAUUGCCACCAUCCCAGUUUUUGGGCAAAUACAUACUAAUAUUCAUUAUUAUUAUUUUUUAAUAAACUUAACUUCCAGGUUAAAUAGACCAAUUGUAAAAAACCGAGAUGCCGAAAUCCAAAAGAGACAAAAAAAUUUCCCUAACAAAAACUGACAAAAAAGGACUGCAACUUAAACAAAAAAUAGUGGAAGAUGUGAGAGGUUGCGUGGAGAAGUUCAACAGUAUAUAUUUAUUCACAUUCAAGAAUAUGAGAAAUGAAAAAAUGAAAGAAGUCAGGGAGAUAUGGAAACCUAGCAAGUUCUUUUUUGGAAAAAAUAAAGUUAUAGCCAUAGGAUUAGGAAGGAAUGCUGAAGAAGAAGUAGCAGAUGGUUUACACAAGUUCUCAAAAUGCCUCAAAGGUCAGUGUGGAUUACUAUUUACUGACUGUACUAAACAAGAGGUAGUUGACUGGUUUGAAGAUUAUUCUGUAGAAGAAUAUGCUAGGUCUGGUUUUAAAGCUACUAAAACAGUAACCCUAAAAGAAGGUCCUCUUAAGCAAUUUGCUCACUCAAUAGAACCUUAUUUAAGGCAGCUUGGAAUGCCUACAAAGCUGGAUAGAGGUGUGGUUACUUUAAUAAAAGAUUUUGAAGUUUGUAAAGAAGGAAGCAUAUUAACCCCAGAACAAGCAAAAAUUUUAGAAUUAUUAGAACAUAGAUUGGCAACCUUUAAGUUAAUACUGAAAGCCAAAUGGACCAUGGGCGAGGGUUUUGAGAAAAUUAUUAGUAAAAAUAGCGGUGAAGGGGAUGAAGAUGAGGAAAUGGAAAGCGAAAGAGAGGAUGAUUGAGACUGCGCGUGCGACAUUUGUUUUUAUUUUUAAGAGUGAUUUUGUAUGUGUAAAUAAAUUAUACAAAAAUUAAAAAACCUAA